AUGAUACAUUGGCACUUCAUUCCGCCUCGUGCCCCUAAUUUUGUAGGUCUCUGGGAAGCUGCGGUAAAAAGCGCUAAACAUCACAUUAAGAGAAUUGUAGGUGAUGCUCACCUAACGUUCGAAGAAUUGUACACAGUAAUCACACAAAUUGAAGCGAUUAUGAAUUCUCGACCGUUAAUACCUAUGUCCAAUGAUCCUAAUGAUAUGGAUGUUCUAACGCCCGGACAUUUUCUGAUCGGUGAGCCACUCACAACGGUACCACAAUCAUCCGUUGUAGAAUUGCCUACUAAUCGAUUAAAUCAAUAUCAACGUUUGCAACAGCUCAUACAGCAUUUUUGGUCCCGAUGA
Temnothorax curvispinosus is the source of this 348-nucleotide messenger RNA. RefSeq lists its product as uncharacterized. Gene Ontology annotation, molecular function: nucleic acid binding. The record is from RefSeq and is a predicted model, not a curated record. The transcript has a single exon. Lineage: Eukaryota; Metazoa; Arthropoda; Insecta; Hymenoptera; Formicidae. The coding region runs from base 1 to 348 and encodes 115 amino acids.